AGACAAAACGAGCUACGUGUCAGGGGGAAAGAAAAGGAGACUCAGCUAAAGACGAGCUCACCUGUCCGCGCUAUCUGAGGUGCUCUCACCCGUCGUGGGGAACUUGUCCUGUAUCACGGCAUCACAAUAAGUACCCGAGCUACUGUCCGGCGACGAUGUUGACAAAAUUUGAGACGAAGUCGGCCCGUGUGAAAGGCCUGAGUUUCCAUCCCAAGAGGCCGUGGGUGCUUGCAAGUUUGCACAACGGAGUCAUCCAGCUGUGGGACUAUCGGAUGUGCACGCUGAUCGAUAAGUUUGAUGAGCAUGACGGCCCCGUCAGAGGUAUUGAUUUCCACAAGCAGCAGCCUCUGUUUGUGUCUGGUGGAGAUGACUACAAAAUCAAGGUGUGGAACUAUAAGCUGAGACGCUGCCUCUUCACUCUCCUUGGACACCUCGACUACAUCAGAACCACCUUCUUCCACCAUGAUUACCCGUGGAUUCUGAGCGCCUCAGAUGAUCAAACUAUUCGCAUCUGGAACUGGCAGUCCAGAACUUGUGUCUGUGUGCUGACCGGCCAUAACCACUAUGUGAUGUGCGCCCAGUUCCACCCAUCUGAGGACCUGGUGGUGUCCGCCAGUCUGGACCAGACCGUGCGAGUGUGGGAUAUUUCCGGUCUGAGGAAGAAGAACCUGUCUCCAGGCGCCGUGGAGACGGAGGUGCGCGGCAUCUCUGGCGUUGACUUGUUCGGUGCCUCGGAUGCUGUUGUCAAGCAUGUCCUCGAGGGUCACGACCGGGGGGUCAACUGGGCUGCCUUCCACCCCAGCAUGCCUCUCAUAGUGUCUGGAGCCGAUGACAGGCAGGUUAAGAUCUGGAGAAUGAAUGAAUCGAAGGCAUGGGAGCUGGAUACGUGCCGCGGUCACUACAACAACGUGUCCUGUGCCGUCUUCCACCCGCGCCAGGAGCUCAUCCUUUCCAACUCUGAGGACAAGAGCAUCCGGGUGUGGGAUAUGUCCAAGAGGACCGGAGUGCAGACCUUCCGCAGGGACCAUGAUCGUUUCUGGGUGCUGGGGGCUCACCCAAACCUCAACCUGUUUGCUGCUGGUCAUGACAGCGGCAUGAUUGUGUUCAAGCUGGAGCGCGAGCGUCCAGCAUACGCCGUGCACGGCAACAUGCUAUACUACGUCAAGGACCGCUUCCUCCGUCAGCUGGACUUCAACAGCAGCAAGGACACCGCCGUCAUGCAGCUCCGCAGUGGGUCUAAGUUCCCAGUGUUCAGCAUGUCUUACAACCCUGCCGAGAACGCUGUCCUGCUCUGCACUAGGGCAACCAACCUGGAGAACAGCACCUAUGACCUGUACUCUAUUCCCAAAGAAAGUGACUCUCAGAACCCUGAUGCACCUGAAGGGAAGAGGUCCUCUGGUCUCACUGCAGUCUGGGUGGCCAGGAACAGAUUUGCUGUCCUGGACCGCAUGCACUCUCUGCUGAUUAAGAACCUGAAGAAUGAAAUUGUGAAGAAAGUUCAGGUGCCGAGCUGCGAGGAAAUCUUCUACGCCGGGACGGGCUCACUGCUGCUGCGCGAUGCUGAUGGCGUCACGCUGUUUGAUGUGCAGCAGAAACGCUCUCUGGCCACUGUGAAGAUCGGCAAGGUCAAGUACGUGGUGUGGAGUGCCGACACCAGCCACGUGGCUCUGCUGGCUAAACAUGCCAUCAUGAUCUGCAACCGUAAGCUGGAGAGUCUGUGCAACAUUCAUGAGAACAUCAGAGUGAAGAGUGGAGCCUGGGACGAGAGUGGAGUCUUCAUCUACACCACCUCCAACCACAUCAAAUACGCCCUCACCUCUGGUGAUCAUGGCAUCAUCAGGACCCUGGACCUGCCCAUCUAUGUGACCCGUGUGAGAGGAAACAGUGUUUAUUGCCUGGACAGGGAGUGCCGGCCGCGUGUCCUCACCAUCGACCCCACAGAGUACCGCUUCAAGCUGGCCCUGGUCAACCGCAAAUAUGAUGAGGUGCUCCACAUGGUGCGUAAUGCCAAGCUGGUGGGUCAGUCCAUUAUUGCCUACCUGCAGAAGAAGGGCUACCCUGAGGUGGCUCUGCACUUUGUCAAAGAUGAGAAGACGCGCUUUAGUCUGGCUCUAGAGUGUGGAAACAUUGAGGUGGCUCUGGAGGCCGCCAAGGCCCUGGAUGAGCGCAGCUGCUGGGAGCGUUUGGGUGAAGCAGCACUGCUGCAGGGUCACCACCAGGUCGUGGAAAUGUGCUACCAGAGGACCAAGAACUUUGACAAGCUCACCUUCCUCUACCUCAUCACUGGCAACCUGGCUAAACUGCGCAAGAUGAUGAAGAUCGCUGAGAUCAGGAAGGACAUGAGCGGUCACUACCAGGCAGCUCUCUACCUGGGCGAUGUCAGUGAGAGGGUCCGCAUCCUGAAGAACUGUGGACAGAAGUCUCUGGCUUACCUGACUGCAGCCACUCAUGGGCUGGAUGAAGAGGCUGAGGCGCUGAAGGAGACCUUUGACCCAGAAAAGGAGACGGUGCCAGAGGUUGAUCCCAAUGCCCAGCUGCUGCAACCUUCUCCACCCAUCAACCCUCUGGACACUAACUGGCCUCUGCUCACUGUAUCAAAGGGCUUCUUUGAGGGAGCCAUUGCAGCGAAGGGGAAGGCAGGUCAGAUGGCUGCCGACCAGGACAUGGAUGCCCCAGGAGGCGAGGGCUGGGGAGACGAUGCUGAGCUACAGCUGGAUGAAGAUGGCUUCAUGGAGGCCCAGGAAACAUUUGGGGAGGAAGGAGCUGUGAAAGAGGAAGGAGGAGGCUGGGAUGUGGAAGAAGACCUGGACCUUCCUCCAGAGCUGGACAUACCGGCUGGUGGAGGUGGAGGAGCAGAGGACGGCUUCUUCGUCCCACCCACCAAGGGCAUGAGUCCUACGCAGAUGUGGUGCAACAACUCCCAGCUGCCAGUCGACCACAUCCUGGCUGGCUCUUACGAAACUGCGAUGAGAUUGCUUCACGACCAGGUGGGAGUUGUGAGCUUCGAACCCUACAAGUCGCUGUUCAUGCAGACGCUGUCCAGAGGCCGCACCUGUUACCUGGGGCUGCCUUCCCUUCCCUGCCUGCGCAGCCAUCCCCAGAGGAACUGGAAGGACUGUGGGGCAAAGCAAGGACUUCCUGCUGUGGGCCUGCGCCUCUCUGACCUCAUCGCCCGCCUGCAGCAGUGCUACCAGCUGACCACGGCCGGGCGGUUUGAGGAAGCUGUAGAGCGCUUCAGGGCCAUCCUGCUGUCUGUUCCUCUGCUGGUGGUUGACAACAAGCAGGAGAUUGCAGAGGCUCAGCAGCUGAUCACAAUUUGCAGAGAGUACAUCGUGGGAUUGACCAUGGAGACCGAAAGGAAGAAGUUGCCUAAAGACACACUGGAAGAGCAGAAGAGGCUGUGUGAGAUGGCUGCUUAUUUCACCCACUGUAAUCUCCAACCAGUCCACAUGGUGCUGGUGUUGCGCACAGCUCUGAACCUCUUCUUCAAACUGCGCAACUUCAAGAUGGCUGCAGGCUUUGCGCGACGCCUGCUCGAGCUGGGGCCAAAUCCAAACGUCGCACAGCAGACCCGCAAGAUUUUGGCAGCCUGUGAGAAGACCCUGACAGAUGCCCACCAGUUGAACUACGACCCCCACAAUCCAUUUGACCUGUGCGCCGCCUCCUUCGUCCCUCUGUACCGUGGACGCCCUGUUGAGAAGUGCCCUCUGUCUGGAGCCUGCUACUGCCCAACCUACAAAGGCCAGAUCUGCAGGGUCACACAGGUGACGGAGAUCGGGAAGGAUGUGAUCGGUCUGCGUGUGAGUCCACUUCAGUUCCGUUAAGAGGAGAAGAGGUGAAGAUGACGAGACCAAGAGAAAGAGAACAAUCUGUUCGGAGAAACACAUCCACACUUACUCUGUAGAAAUAAUACAAUUAUUAACACGACAAAUGAAAAGAUCUAUAUGUUUGCUCACCGUGAUGUUGAACCUCUUUAAUCCUUUCUAACUAUCUUUAUUCCCCAUACAUCACCUAUCCUGCAAAAAAAAAAAAGCUUUUUCUCGUCAGUGCUGCUGCGUCAUCUUUGUGCUGUGGCUUUAUUAGAGCUGUAAACCUGAAAUGAUGUCUCUUUUCUGACUUGUAUGAGAUGAAUAAUUCAAAGUUAGCAGCACUGCUCUGUGUAUCUGGAGGAGGAGGAAGAGGAGGAGGAGGGAAGAAGGAAAUAAUAAAAUGGCUGUUUAUCAAAGGAAA
Dicentrarchus labrax (European seabass) is the source of this 4230-nucleotide messenger RNA. It is a transcript of the gene copa, whose product is annotated as COPI coat complex subunit alpha. Gene Ontology annotation, cellular component: COPI vesicle coat. The coding region runs from base 156 to 3824 and encodes 1222 amino acids. Gene Ontology annotation, biological process: endoplasmic reticulum to Golgi vesicle-mediated transport; intracellular protein transport; retrograde vesicle-mediated transport, Golgi to endoplasmic reticulum. Gene Ontology annotation, molecular function: structural molecule activity; protein binding. The record is from RefSeq and is a predicted model, not a curated record. The transcript has 30 exons. NCBI's taxonomy places the organism in Eukaryota, Metazoa, Chordata, Actinopteri, Moronidae.